AUGAUGUCUUCCCCUUCUUAUGAGUCGGAUCAGGCCCAGAACGAGAGUUCUGGCGGGUAUAUAUCUAUGGAAGAUGCGCCGGCAGGCCCCAGCUCUGCCAGGGAUGGCGUCUCGGAUGGAACUCCGUCACCAGGGACAGAUCACCGCUUUCAAAGGAGGCACAGGAAGCAGGCAGCCAGUACAUUUCGACUAGAGUCUCCGAUAGGGCUAUCGAAUGAGAGAUCUGAUAGCCGGUCUAAUCUACCUCGGCAAAGUUCUCCCUGGAGAAGCGUCAGUCGUCGAGGCAAAGAACCAGUUCGGCAUCAGAGUGAUGAGAGCCAGCUGGUUAUCCCCAAACGGAACUCUCAGCAGCGCCGUCAGCUUCAUGCAUCAAAACCAUCUAUUGGAAGCUCUCCACUCUCAAAUGUCGUCUCGCAUGAAGAGACUGACCCGAAUGAUACGCCUUAUACCCAGGGAAGCUCUACACACGCGCACCCUCGUACUACAUCGUCAGUAGGGCUAGAUACGGAUUCUGCGCAGAUAGUAAACCUUGCGCUGAGCUUGAGCGACUCGCGGAGGCGGAGUUCCUUGGUCCGUACUACUUCUGGUGGAGUUCAACGCCCGAGGCUAUCAUCUUCGGUAGUCCUUUCACGGCCCCAGGGCUUACCUUCGCCGAAACAACUUGAGAUCGAGACUCCCUCGCGUGGGCCGCCAACGCCUCAGGAGACUGUUAACCUAAGAUAUGGCGCCACACACUAUGGGGAAGUACAAUUCUCUGAAGCCACCCUUGCAAGAGCUGAGAAGGCCAAACAACACUUUGAGCUAUUUGAGAACUAUUUGCGUCUCCUCCCUUAUCUACCACCACUUCCAGUUCGUGAAGAAACUGCAACAAGGCUUCAUGAUACCCGUGAUAGCCAAAAUGAUGCAUCAGGUGGCCGGAAAUAUAAUCCUUUGCAGUAUCUGCGCAACAGGAAAGUUAGAUACAGAGAAAGGCAGGCAAUCGAUUCAGAAGCGGCAGGGUGGGGAGAUGUUGAAAAGGUCGCAGCAUGGGUCGAUACUGUUGCUGAAUCUCCAAACUUACACCAACGCAAGCCGGACGAACAUAUUAAUCUACCGCCUUUUAACCUUACUGCUGCCCAGGCCAAUACAGAAGACAAACCUGACCAGCAUUUAUUGCCUACCAAAACCAAAUCCGGGGACGUUGUCAGACGCCGCCCACGCAUGGAUUGGAUAACAACACCUCUAGACCUCCUAGCAGAUGCGGUGUGGUAUGAGCAGGAUGAGAAUAAAGCCAAGGCUGAAGAUCGUAAUGGAAACAAGCUGUUCCCAGGUGGAAUUAAAGCCGCACCAAAGCCUGAGUCGUCCCCAAGUGAUCUUGGCCUCCCUGGAACCCACGAGGAGCAACGUCAAGAUGCGCGUUCUGAGCCUGAAGUAGAGCAAAUGGAACGCCUGCCUACUUUUACACCGCUUGGACACGGAAGCCAGCAAAGCUCUGAAAGGGGGCGUCUACGGCACCGAUUAGCCCAGUCAAUUAAUUUUACGCCCAACCAUAGCAGUUCAAGAAACCAAAGCAAAUCUCCUGUUAAAAAACGGCAUAGGAGGUCUUCCUGGUCUUCAGACCGUUCUCAUGACAGUAACAAGGAUGGAAGCUGGGGGAAACGCCUUUCUGUAUUGGACGGGAGGAAUGGAAUAUCUAACGAUAAGUCGAGACCUAAACAGAGCAUUCCCCAAAAGGGUAAAAGGCCGGUCACCCCAAAUAGGGCGGCCUCGGACUCUGAAAAUACACCCGGGCAUGACUCGACACAACCAAAUACCCCGAACUCCACACUUCUACCGCCCUUAAACAUAGAUUUGAGUCCGCAUGCGUCGCCACGCCUAAGUUAUGCUGCCUCUAAUUCGUCUUUGGUCAGUGAUGGGGGCAUAGCCGGAUCCAAGGGAACCCCAACCCAUGAUGACAACAAUCCUUUUAGUACGCCUGCACAGAAAGGGCUUUUCCCGAGCAUGGCCAUAAACCUCUCUCCGCUGCGCGGCCGAUCUACGUCUCCAGGCCGCCGGCAUCCAUUCUACCUAGGCCACUCAAGGAAAUCUAGUAGGCAAAAACAGGGGCCAUCUCCAGACACCCCAGAAUCUGCUGCUGAGCCAAGCAGCUCGCUGUCUCAUCGCUAUACACACACCAGCUUCUCUCCCCCGACUUCACCUUUCACUCCUGAAGACCAGAAGCAUCCAGGCAUCCGAAGAUCAGACAGCUCGCCUGCGAAAUAUUCUCGGAAUGCUAACCAACAGGAAUGGAAGAGGAUUCUCAAGGGAGGGCGGAUUGCUGAACUUGUUGGGAACGAAGUAUCGAGGGUGGGAGAUCUAAUACGGAAGAGAGAACAUCUCGGCCAUUCAAGACAGUCGUCCGCGUCUAGCUUAUCUGAAUACAUCGACGCAGAGGUGGUGCCAAGUGAUACAAAGUUGACUACAGGAGGCGAUCUCUUCCGUGACGCAAGCCAAAGGGUGGACUCCGACGACUAUGCAUCACAGCGAACGCGUCUCCCAGUUUUCACCUCCAUCUCACAGAGUGACGCCGGUGACCCCAUAGACCUAUACAGAGGGGCCUCGAAUAAGGAAAAUCUUCCCGUUGGUGAUGAGCUUUUCACAGACGUCAGUAGCUCUGAUGUCACUAAGGAGGAACCUCAUCAUAGUCGCUCGACAGCCUGGGAUUCAUCCACGCAGACGAGGCUUGGCAAUAUAACGCGUAAUUGGAGUAUUUCCACUCGACAUAUUCCUCACUCCGGUCGUAUCGGCAAACGAGAUAUUUCCCGCGUUCGUACUCACCUUUUGUCAUCAGGCAUUAAAGCUGUCGAAAUCUGCCGUUAUGCCGAGAGAUCUCCGACAUCCUGUGUUGAUUCUUGGUUGAAGGCACCGAUUAAUUAUAAUAGCAUCGCACCGUAUAUAGCAAGCUCGGAGGCAUCCGCACUCGCUACCAGGAAAUCUAUCAUGGCGUUCCAUGAGCGCACAUCUGCCUACAACCUUUUAAUCAGAGACUUUGUGGACUUGAAAGCUCCGCCAAUGAAAGCUGAAAUCCGACGCCUUGAGAACCUGGUUUCCUCUACGCUUACUCCGCGCAUUCGAGAACUGGCAACCCAAGCUGAGAGCCUAACAAGUGAUUUGGGAACAGCAAGCACCCUGCCUGUUAAGCAACUUGAAAACAUAUUAAAUAAAGGCUUAAGAAAACGCAGUCGACGAAUCCGCUCCAUCGUGAAGUUGUUGUCUGCAGUUUUUGAAUGGCUACUCAUGGGCCUUUUCUGGAUUGUGUGGAUAAGUGUCAUGCUCUGGAAAAUUAUUCGAUUCAUUGGGCUUGGUGCAUUCAAAGGAAUCCGCUGGGUUCUCUGGCUUUAA
Messenger RNA from Arthroderma uncinatum, 3360 nucleotides. RefSeq lists its product as uncharacterized. The transcript has a single exon. The record is from RefSeq and is a predicted model, not a curated record. Lineage: Eukaryota; Fungi; Ascomycota; Eurotiomycetes; Onygenales; Arthrodermataceae. The coding region runs from base 1 to 3360 and encodes 1119 amino acids.